Messenger RNA from Bufo gargarizans (Asiatic toad), 3890 nucleotides. Its product is annotated as cohesin subunit SA-2-like. Gene Ontology annotation, biological process: sister chromatid cohesion. The coding region runs from base 155 to 3613 and encodes 1152 amino acids. The transcript is spliced from 33 exons. Lineage: Eukaryota; Metazoa; Chordata; Amphibia; Anura; Bufonidae. The record is from RefSeq and is a predicted model, not a curated record. Gene Ontology annotation, cellular component: nucleus; cohesin complex; chromatin. Gene Ontology annotation, molecular function: chromatin binding.
GGGGGGAGGAGUCAGGGACGUGUUAGUAAACACAGCUCCGGGGGACGCCGCGCGUCUGGGGCAGAAGGGCAGCGCAUGUCAUGUCACCAGGCUUUCUUACAAGACGGCAGUUGGAGAAGUAUUGGCUACACCCUGAAGGCAAAAUGCAGAAGAAAUGAUAGCUGUGUCUAAUUCCUCAGCAGAUCCGUGGCAAAAGGAGAAUGCCAACAGCAAUUCCCUUGCCAGCAUAAGCAAUGGAAGCUUGGACCGCUCAAUGACAAUGGUUAAGAGAAGCCGAAGACAGUCUGAAAAUCUCUCUCGCAGAAAUUCCUCGAGGCGUAGCAGGGACAGCCGCAUAUCGAACGGAGAAAUAGCGGAAGCUGUGACUCUGUAUGAGGUGAUCAGCAUUGGGAAAAGAGCAAUACAGUCUGUUGUAGAUGACUGGAUUGAAGCCUAUCAAGAGGACAGGGAUGCAGCUCUACUCGAUCUUAUUAAUUUCUAUAUUCAGUGCUCAGGAUGUCAAGGGGUAGUGACAGCGGAGCUGUUUCAGAAUCCAGUGAACAAAAACAUAAUGCAGAAACUGACUGAAGAGUUUGAUAAGGAAACUGGCCUUCAGUUCAAGAAGUUCAUGGCUUAUCCUUGGAUUCUAACCAUCACCUGGCCAGUCAAUCUGGACACAGAAGAUUACCCUCUAAUCAGGCCAGGAACAUACUGGAAAAAGUUUAAGUCAAACUUUUGUGAGUUCACAUCUGUGCUGGUUCAGCAGUGUCAGUACAGUGUCAUAUAUGAUGGUUAUCUGCUGAAUACCAUUGUUUCUCUGCUUCUGGGACUGUCCGAGUCCUGUGUUAGAGCCUUCCGACACACCAGUACAUUGUCUGCUGUAAAGUUGCUCACUGCACUUAUAAGAGUCAUUCUAAACCUGGAUAUCAAUAUAGACAACUCUGACAGAUUGUAUGAGGUAGAGAAAAAACGAGCCGAUCUCCAAAGGAUAAAUCCGAGGCUUGAGCAACUGGACAAAAGGAGGAAAAAGUUACAACAGAGACAUCGUGAGAUAAAAGAUAUGAUGGAUGCAAUUUUUAAAGGAGCCUUUUUGCAACGGUAUCGAGAUGUUGUUUCUGAGAUUAGAGCAUUAUGUAUAGAAGAAAUUGGUGUGUGGCUGAAAAUGCACCCACAUAUGUACUUAAGUGACAGUUACUUAAAGUAUGUUGGUUGGAUGCUGCACGAUAAGGUCCCAGACGUGCGUCUAAGAAGUUUAAUUGCACUGCAGGGUCUUUAUGAGAAAAAUGAUCUUGUUUCCAAAAUGGAUCUUUUUACAAUGAGAUUCAAGGAUCGCAUUGUAUCAAUGACUUUGGAUAAGGAUCAUGAGGUCGCUGUUCAGUCCAUGAGGCUCCUUGUUCAUAUGUUAAGAAAUUGUGAAGAUUCGUUUACCACUGAGGACUGUGAGACCUUGUACCAGUUUGUGUAUGCCUCUCACAGACCACUUGCUGCAGCAGCUGGAGAAUUUUUAUAUAUAAGACAUUUGGGCCCAGUGAUAGAAACAAUGAGUGCACAGGAGACAGAAAACUCUGAGCACAAAAUAAGUCAGAUGAAGAAGCUUUUGGACUUCUUCCUUGAGAGCAAGUUACAUGACCAUGUGACCUACCUUGUCGACAGCCUCUGGGAUUGCACACCUGGAUUUUUAAAAGAUUGGCAAUGGAUGACGUCCAUCCUUCUGCAAGACGCCACGGAAAACAGAGUUGGUUUGAGUGCAGUUCAGGAGAACUUGCUGGUAGAACUUAUGUUGGCAACUGUCCGACAAGCAGUUGAAGGUCAUCCUCCUGUGGGGAGAGGAGCCGCUAAGAAGGUUCUGUCAGCCAAGGAGAAGAAGGCACAGCUAGAAGACAGAGGGAGAAUUACUGAACACUUUGCAGGAACCCUGCCCUUGAUGUUGGCAAAGUUUUCAACAGAUCCUGAUAAAGUGAUAAACCUUUUGCAAAUCCCCCAGUAUUUUGAUAUAGAUGUAUAUUUUGAGGCCCGUAUGGAAAAACACCUGGAGGCCUUGUUGAAGCAGAUGAAAAGCAUAGCUGUAGGUCACUCAGACCCAGAAGUGCUUGAAGCCUGCUCCAAAACCUACAGCAGUCUCAGUCAUGAAAACCACACAAGCGAGAACUGUCAGGUCAGUGUGUCCAAAAAAGAAUUGAUCAAGCAUCUUGUGGACACCUACAGUCAAAUGCUGCAUGAUGUUCUACAGGAGGGGGAAGAGCCUAUGACUGCAGAAGAUCUGCAUCCUGUGUCCUGCACAGUAAGAAGACUGUCAGCUUUUCACAAUGCUCACAACCUCAGUCAGUGGGAUGUCUAUCAGAAGACCUCGGAACUCCUGACGUUUGAUGUACAACGACAAGGCUUGCCGGCGGAGCUUGUGCUGCCGACUCUCCAGUGCACGUAUUACGCCAUUCUCUGGCAGCUUUUGCCUCUCGUGGAGGAUCCACAUACACAGGAAGAGAAUAGUUUCUAUGCCACUCGGGUGAAACACUUUUGUCAACUGUGUAGGAAAUACUUGGGUCAUAAAGAUCAAUCUGUAAGAGAGCAGGCAUUCCUUUCCCUGUGUGACUUACUUAUGUUACUACAGAAUAGAGGAGGCAGGAUGCUUUGCUGUGUAGAUUCAGUACUGGAAACAGAGAUGCUUUCCUUUGUCCGUCGACAUGUUUUCCAGAAAGAAGAAGAGAAGGACAAAGAUGCAGUUGUGUCCGACACCAGUGAGGACACGACCCUGGUUAUUUUACAUAGGAAGAGGAUGUUGCUGGCUGUUUAUUGCAAGCUGAUAGCUUCCAGCGUAGUGGAAAUGUCCGCAGUUGCCGAGAUUUAUAAGCAGUAUAUGAAGACAUACAACGAUUUUGGCGAUAUAAUUAAGGAGACCUUAAGCCGAACAAGAAAUGUCAACAGGAUAGAGUGCGCAAAAACUCUGGUCCUUUGCUUGAAACAGCUGUUUCUGGAGCAUAAAGAAGCACGUGACAGUGCCACCCAGUCCUCCUCGUCAUUCACUAACAUAAAGGAGCUGGCUCGCCGCUUUUCUCUAACGUUUGGCAUGGACCACGUGAAAUGCAGGGAAUCUAUAGCUAUGAUGCACAAGCAAGGCAUUGAAUUUGCCUUCAAGGAGCCAGCAACAGAGGACAGUCUUUCUCCACCUAAUCUACCAUUCCUCAUGCUGAUCAGCGAGUUCUCCAGCAAACUCCUCAGAGCCGACAAGAGACUGGUGUAUGGCUAUCUACAGAGAUUUGCCAGUGAGCAGAUGAUGCUUUCUAAAGGAGCAGGAUGGCAUCCUCUUAUUCUGUACAGUAAUUCGUUGCUAGAUAAUCAUGAUGAAGAAAGCUCUUCAUGUGGAAGCUACUCUUCUAGAGACCAUGUGAUUUCUAGCGCACCUCAACAUUUAAAGAGGAAAUCAAUGUAUGAACAUUUUCCAGGAAGAGGUCCGACGCAGAGGAAUGCAUUUGAUGGUCAGGACCCCCAUUACCCUACUAAAAGCAAGAAGCAGAAUGCACUCCACCUGCUCCCUGCAGAAGGCACUAUAGUAUUGAACAGUGGUCUAACAUCUCAAGAUACGGCUGUGGAUGAAAACAAUGAAGAGGUUGAGGUUGAUGAAAUAGAAACAGACUAGGUUACCUAAAUGGAAGUGCAGUGAAGCAAUGUGAAAAUACACCCACCUAAUGCUAGAUGUGUUCCCACUUCUACUGCCGCUACAGUCUGAAUGCAGCUAUACAAGUAACUUGUAGGUGUAUUCCAGGACCUCCAUCUCAGUAUAGACCGUCAGGUAAUCCAGACUGGACCAUGAACAAAUGCUGUUUCUAUGGUUUUCUUUACGCUGCACCUAUGUAGUGUGAUUUAAUCUUCCUCUGUUGCAUAUCAGGAGGGGAGGGAUUGCGGUUUCUCAUUGA